UUCUGUUUCCGACAUGUCUAUGUGAAGCAAUGCACGUAGCCUCCUCCUCCUGAAGAUUUCUAUAAACCCCGUCAUAGAUCUCUCUCUCCUCUUCUCUUACUUAUCUUCUAUUAACUCUCAAGUUCAUGAAAGUGUUUCCUUAAUCUGUUCUUGGCGUUUUUUUUUCUUUUAUUGGAUUUCAUCACUUUCCUCAAACUUUUAUUUUUUUGCUUUAUACCAUAUAAAGCUAAACCCUGAAAAUUUAUUUACAUUAUCCCAUAUUAUUAUAAUAUAAAAAGAUGAUAUUAACCAAUGGUGGUGAUAAUUACUAAUACAAAUCUAAGAUGGGUGUUUUGCUCAUUCUAUCGCCAAGUGUUGUUGCCUUCUUCUCUCUAUCCUUUUUUUUUAAUUUUUAAUUUUGCUUUGAGUGGAGAGUACUUAAUGAGAGCAAAACAGUAGAUUUCCAGAUCUAAUCACAGUCGUGGGACCUCGUGGUCAUGAGUUUUCUGUGAAAGAAAAAAGCUCUUUUGUCGUCUUGCUCCUUUCUUUGGGCUGUGGAUUCAGACACAACUUGUCGGAAAAUUCUUGAGAUUUUCAAAUUUAGAACAAGUAAAGGGUUGAAAAUUUCUGAGCGAGAGAGGGAGAAGAAGAAAUGGGUCAUUACGCAGCAGUGUGGGAUGAUAAAGCAGCUACUGAGAUUACCAAAGACUGGAAUGGCAUUGACCAAGUCCUUCUCCGUAACCCACACGGAGCUUCAGCAAAGAUUAGCUUACAUGGAGGACAAGUGAUAUCGUGGAGGAAUGACCAAGGCGAAGAGCUCCUUUUCACUAGCAACAAGGCCAUCUUCAAACACCCAAAAUCAAUGCGUGGAGGGAUCCAGAUUUGCUAUCCUCAGUUUGGAGAUUGUGGAUCACUGGAUCAACAUGGGUUUGCAAGAAACAAAAUCUGGGUUAUCGAUGAGAACCCACCUCCCCUUGCCUCAAACGAGUCCUUUGGAAAAUCUUUUGUUGAUCUUCUUCUCAAAUCAUCAGAAGAGGACUUGAAGCAAUGGCCUCACAGUUUUGAGUUCCGUCUCAGGGUUUCACUUGCCAUAGAUGGAGACUUAACAUUGAUUUCUCGGGUUAGAAACAUCAAUGGCAAGCCCUUUAGCUUCUCAUUCGCUUAUCAUACUUACCUCUCUGUCUCAGACAUAAGUGAAGUGAGGGUUGAAGGGUUAGAGACACUGGACUACUUAGACAACCUCAGCAAAAGAGAGCUUUUGACUGAACAAGGCGACGCAAUAACCUUUGAAUCUGAGAUGGACAGGACUUACCUUAGAUCUCCCAAAGUGGUAGCGGUUCUCGACCAUGAACGGAAAAGAACAUAUGUUAUCGGAAAGGAAGGACUUCCAGACACCGUGGUAUGGAAUCCAUGGGAGAAGAAAUCGAAAACCAUGGCUGAUUUUGGGGACGAGGAGUACAAAAGCAUGCUUUGUGUGGACGGUGCAGCACUAGAGAGACCAAUCACUUUGAAGCCAGGAGAAGAAUGGACCGGCAAGCUUAUGUUAACUGCUGUUAAAUCCAGUUUCUGCUUUGAUCAACUUGAACUCCAGAGCAAAGGAUUCUGAUUCUUUUAGAAUCUCAUCCUUAAAGAAUAUUAUGUUUAUUCCAUUGCAAAGGUCUCUGCAGUUUUUUGGUACUGCAACAAUGGAAAGCAUAGUCUUCGCUGUUUCUAGUUUAGUUGCUUGUUUGUUCUCUCAUUUCUCAGUAGGGUUGUUUAUAAGCUGGUGAUUCUCAGACCAGACUUGAUGUAGUAGUGACAAACAAAAAGCCUAUGUUUUUUUCUCUUGGCAA
Molecule: messenger RNA, 1811 nt
Organism: Brassica oleracea var. oleracea
Lineage: Eukaryota; Viridiplantae; Streptophyta; Magnoliopsida; Brassicales; Brassicaceae
Product: putative glucose-6-phosphate 1-epimerase
Exons: 8
Coding region: 632-1585 (317 amino acids)
Biological process (GO): carbohydrate metabolic process
Molecular function (GO): isomerase activity; carbohydrate binding
Source: RefSeq, a predicted model, not a curated record